GCCCGCAGAACGUUCGAUCUAGAACCACCUUAGAAACCCAUCGUAAUAUGAAAACGAUGCACCUCCAAUGAGAUUCCAAAUGCAGAUGUUGCCUCCCCUGUUCUAUGCAACCAUAUACAGUUUUCUCCAUAACUACCUACUUCUAAAUAUUGUGAGUCGCAGAAGCUUAAACACUGCAUCAAUUUGGAGUUCAAAUCCUUAGAUAUGUCUGUUCCUUCUGUAAUUCUGUAACUUCAUUUACCUCUCUGUAGCACUUGGUCUGAACUGAACAAAUUGCUUUUAGAGGUUUUCCCUGUAAAGAAAAGGUACCUGCAAAACAGGGUAGUAUAGUAACCCCAUAUCCUGAGGCUAUGGAUCCAGAGGCUGUGAAGGAACCAGUGCACAAGACUACUUCAAUACCAAGUCCAUGUUUUGAUCUCCCAGUAGAUUCAGAACACAAGGCUAAGAAAUUCAAGCGUUUUUCAAUAGCCCAACCCCAUAUGAGAGCCUUCCACUUAUCCUGGAUCUCCUACUUCACUUGCUUUCUUUCCACAUUCACUGCUCCUCCUUUGAUACCUGUCAUCAGAGACAAUCUCAAUCUCACCAAGAGGGACAUAGGCAAUGCAGGCAUAGCAUCAGUCUCGGGCUCCAUAUUCUCAAGGCUUGCGAUGGGAGCUUUAUGUGACAUAGUAGGCCCUCGUUAUGGGUGUGCAUUUCUCCUCAUGCUCUCUGCCCCUGCUGUUUUUGCUGCUGCUACAAUCUCUUCUGCACAGGGCUUUAUCCUCAUCAGAUUCUUCAUAGGAUUUUCACUAGGAACUUUUGUGUCAUGCCAAUUCUGGAUGAGCUCAAUGUUCAAUACUAAGAUUGUGGGUAGUGCAAACGCAAAUGCAGCAGGGUGGGGAAAUAUGGGAGGAGGAGCAACACAGCUAGUGAUGCCUCUGGUUUAUGAUUUGAUUCGCAAAUCCAUAGGUUCCACCAGCUUCACUGCAUGGCGUAUUGCUUUCUUUGUACCUGGACUGACUCUAGUUCUUGUGGGACUCAUUGUGCUCAUCUUUGGACAGGAUCUGCCAGAUGGUAACUAUGCAGCUCUUCAUAAACAGGGGGAUAAGGCAAAAGACAAUUUGUCAAAGGUUGUCUGGCAUGCCAUAAAGAACUACAGGGUUUGGAUCCUGGCUCUUACCUAUGGAUACUGUUUUGGAGUAGAACUUACCAUAGACAAUGUGAUUGCACAGUAUUUCUUCGAUAGAUUUGAUCUAAAUCUUCACACUGCAGGCAUAAUUGCAUCUACAUUCGGGCUUGCCAACUUAGUAACCCGCCCAUUUGGGGGAAUACUGUCUGAUCUUGUAGCACGUAGGUAUGGCAUGAGAGGAAGAAUAUGGGCUCUCUGGAUUAUUCAGACUAUGGGUGGAGUGUUCUGUGUUUUGUUAGGAAAGGCAAAUUCACUGAGCCUCUCUAUUACAUUCAUGCUGAUCUUCUCCAUGUUUGUUCAAGCAUCUUGCGGUCUGACCUUUGGAAUAGUUCCUUUUGUAUCUAGAAGGUCAUUGGGCAUAGUGUCUGGAAUGGCAGGAGCAGGGGGAAAUGUGGGAUCCAUGGUAACACAGCUUCUGUUCUUCCUCAACUCCAACUAUUCCAAUGAGACUGGAAUCAGCUUGAUGGGUGUCAUGAUCAUUGCCUGCACAAUGCCUCUGUUGGGAUUGCAUUUUCCACAGUGGGGAGGAAUGCUUUUUUCACCUUCAAAGUCUGAGAAUGCUAGUGAGGAGAAGUAUUAUGGAUCAGAAUGGUCUGAAACUGAAAAGCAAACAGGAAUGGACAAAAUGAGCAUGAAAUUUGCAGACAAUAGUCGAAGUGAAAGAGGAAAAAGAUCGAGUCUGGCUUGUACCUCAACUCCAACAGAAAGAACGCCUCAGCAUGGGUGAAGAUCAUCCUAAUAUGGACAUAUCCAAAAGUAGAAACACCAUAUCUUUGCUUUGGAAUGAUUAGGGUGGCAGACAGCAUAUUAAGGGAUCGUUCUGCAUAAUAAAGCGUGUAUAUUGAAUGAUAGGAGGAGUUGGGCCUACCAUUACACAUUUCAAUGUGUGGGUUAUGGGUUACAGGUUGUGAGAGAAAAUAUAGUAGCAAAAGUAAUUGCGUCAUAAAGAUUCAGGAGUCUUGAGUAAAAUGUUUUGUAUCAUUGUGAUUUUGUGAACAACUGUUCUGUCCUCCACAAACUUCUAUUUUCCUUGUAAUGCAUUAUAGUUGAGUCAAUAAUCAUUGGAACGUUCUGAAA
Cryptomeria japonica (Japanese cedar) is the source of this 2245-nucleotide messenger RNA. Its product is annotated as high-affinity nitrate transporter 2.1. The transcript is spliced from 3 exons. Gene Ontology annotation, biological process: nitrite transport; nitrate transmembrane transport. The record is from RefSeq and is a predicted model, not a curated record. Lineage: Eukaryota; Viridiplantae; Streptophyta; Pinopsida; Cupressales; Cupressaceae. Gene Ontology annotation, molecular function: nitrate transmembrane transporter activity; nitrite transmembrane transporter activity. Gene Ontology annotation, cellular component: membrane. The coding region runs from base 351 to 1895 and encodes 514 amino acids.